Triticum turgidum subsp. durum (durum wheat) is the source of this 2091-nucleotide messenger RNA. NCBI's taxonomy places the organism in Eukaryota, Viridiplantae, Streptophyta, Magnoliopsida, Poales, Poaceae. The record is from the annotation of a GenBank genome assembly.
AUGACAUUCUCUAUGGAUUUGAACGCAUCACCAUUGCCUGAAGAAGAGGAUGAGCAGCCUUAUGAAGAACCACCUGGUGAGGCUGAUUAUGCGCAUGAGGAGGAACAUGUUGAGUCUGCUGUUGCAACAUUGCGAAGGGAGCGUGAAGAGAGGCGGAGGAAAUUGAAGAGAGAGCACCAGGAUGAAGGCUCAAUGCAACACCCUCAGCAGAUAAGGAAUGAUUAUGCACCUCCAACCAAAGUUGGUAGAGGCCGGAUUAAAGAGGCACCUGAGGGUUGGUUGGAUUGUCCUGCAUUUGGUGAGCCAAUAGAUAAAAUCAUACCCUCCAAAGUUCCUCUUGAUGAAACAUUCAAUGAAUCAGUUCCUCCUGGCAAAAGAUAUUCUUCCAAACAAGUAGUAAACAAGCAAAGAAAAGCUGGCCGUGAAAUAGGACUGGUGAUUGAUCUGACUAAUACUUCUCGAUAUUACUCACCAGCAGAGUGGACAAAGCAAGGUACUAAGCAUCUCAAGAUUCCUUGCAAGGGAAGAGAUGCUGUACCAGAUAAUGAAUCUGUUAACACAUUUGUCUAUGAGGUGAUGAUGUAUCUUGAACGACAAAAGCAUACCAAAACUCCCAAGUAUAUUCUAGUUCACUGUACCCAUGGUCAUAAUCGUACAGGUUUCAUGAUUAUUCAUUACCUCGUGCGUACACGCAUCUCUUGUGUUGCUGAGGCAAUACGUAUUUUUGCUCAAAGGCGACCUCCUGGUAUAUAUAAGAGGGACUACAUUGAAGCAUUGUAUUCAUUUUAUCACGAGGUUCCUGAGAAUAUAAUUGUAGCAUGCCCUUCAACACCAGAAUGGAAGAGGCCUUCCGAUCUUGAUCUAAAUGGUGAAGCUAAGCCAGAUGACGAUGAUGACAACGGUGAUGUUUCACCAGUACAUACAUCCUCUUGUAUCUUGCAGAAUGAUGUAGAGGAGAAAGUCAUCACUAAUGAUGAUGUGCUGGGAGACGCUGUACCUUUUGAUCAGCAAGAGGCUCUGCGGAUCGUAUGCUAUCGUUUGCUUGAACUUCCCCCUGCGAGAGGGCAUGCACAAUUUCCAGGAUCACACCCAGUCUCUCUUGACAGUGAUAAUCUGCAGCUACUUAGACAGCGAUACUAUUAUGCUACUUGGAAAGCUGACGGAACCCGAUAUAUGAUGCUUAUAAUGAGGGAUGGUUGUUUCUUGAUUGAUCGGAAUUUUUGCUUUAGAAGAGUUCAGAUGCGCUUUCCCCAUAGGAACCUGAAUGAAGGUCCACAUGAUAUGACAUUGAUUGACGGGGAAAUGAUUAUAGAUACAGUACCUGAUUCAGGAUUGAAGAGGAGGUACUUGGCGUAUGAUCUGAUGGCACUUGAUUCAGUGUCCAAGACAAAGUUGCCUUUCUCUGAGAGGUGGAGAUUAAUUGAAGAUGAAAUAAUCCGGCCACGUCAUAACGAGAGAAAAAUGUUUGAGAGUGGUGCUAAGAGCAAUCCAAUGUACAAAUAUGAUAUGGAGCUAUUUUCGGCCCGGAGAAAGGAUUUCUGGCUUCUGCAUACAGCAAAAAGGGUACUGAAGGAGUUUAUCCCAUCACUUUGCCAUGAUGCUGAUGGCCUGAUAUUUCAGGGCUGGGAUGAUCCUUAUGUAACUCGCACCCAUGAAGGUCUUCUUAAGUGGAAAUACCCUGAAAUGAAUUCAGUUGACUUUUUGUUUGAGGUUGGCAAUGAUAAUCGCCAGCUCGUUUUUCUUUACGAGAGAGGCAAAAAGAAACUCAUGGAUGGUUCUCGGAUGGUAUUUCCAAAUGGAGAAGAUCCAUCAUCUAUCUCUGGGAGGAUUGUUGAGUGCUCUUGGAAUAAGGAACAACAGUGUUGGGUCUGCAUACGCGUUAGAUUCGAUAAAUCGACUCCUAAUGAUAUCAACACAUAUCGCAAGGUAAUGAGGAGCAUCACAGACAAUAUAACCGAAGACAAGCUUCUAGAAGAGAUCACUGAGAUAAUUUCCCUCCCGAUGUAUGCUGAUAGGAAGAAGGCUGAUGAAAGGAUGGCCCAUGCAAAGAUGGCACAACAUCGGCGGAGAGGGCAGAUGCCACCACAGUAG